Messenger RNA from Chroicocephalus ridibundus (black-headed gull), 996 nucleotides. RefSeq names its product TERF2 interacting protein (gene TERF2IP). Gene Ontology annotation, cellular component: shelterin complex. Lineage: Eukaryota; Metazoa; Chordata; Aves; Charadriiformes; Laridae. The record is from RefSeq and is a predicted model, not a curated record. Bases 1 to 996 code for a protein of 331 amino acids. Gene Ontology annotation, molecular function: telomeric repeat DNA binding. Gene Ontology annotation, biological process: regulation of DNA-templated transcription; telomere maintenance via telomere lengthening. The transcript is spliced from 3 exons.
AUGGCGGCGGGGCGGUCGCGGUCCCUCUUCUUGUGGGACGACGGGAGCCCGAUGCGGUUCUACGUGCGGCCUGGGCUGGCCAAGCUGCGUCUGGCGCCGCUGGUGCUGGCGGGCGGCGGACGGCUGUGCCGGGUGCAGGAGCCGGGGGCCGUGCUCCUGGCGCAGCGCGGCGAGGCGGCGCCCGCCGGGGCUGUCUCCACCGAGUACGUGACGGAGUGCGUGGAGCGCAAUCGACGGCUGCCGCUGGAGCCCUUCCGGCUGCCCCCCGCCCCGCCGCCCGCCGCCUCGCCCCGCGGCCGCCUGGCCUUCACGGAGGCGGAGGACGCGGCGCUGCUGCGGGCGGUGCGCGGGCGGGGCGAGGCGCGGGCGGGCGGCCGGGCGCUGUGGAAGGAGCUGGAGCGGGCCGGCCUGACGCGGCACAGCUGGCAGGCCAUGCGCGAGCGCUACCGGCGGCACCUGCGGCCGCGGCUCGGGGAGCCCCGGCGGACGGCGGAGCGCGCAGAAAGCGGGGGUCUGUUCGAGGCAGCCAACCGGGAGUUUGAGAGCACGGAGUCAGGAAGUGACACUUCAGACAUUUCGGAAGAACUUGCUACACGAGACGGAGAGGGAAAGGCCCCAGGAGAAACAGCAUCUGGUUUGAAAACUCGACCAGAGGACUCUGUUCUGCCUGACACUCAGUUACAAAGUGAAGAAAGACCAACACGCACUUGCUCUUCUUCCAGCCUGGUGGGAGAAGUAGUAAAAACUAUGCAGCACUUCAUGGAGAAGUUCGGUAUGGACCUGUUCACUGUUACACAGGCCUUCCUGAAAAACACUGGUGAAGUGGAAACAACUUUAUACUUUCUGCAGACGGGGCAGCGCUUGGAUGGGUACCCUCUAUGGAGCAGAGAGGAUGAUUUGGAAUUACAAAAAGAUGAUGAACGUGUCAGAAACAGAUUGAUAGCAAAAUUUGGAGCUGAAAAUGUAGCAAAGCGGGUGGCAUUUAGGAAAAGUUAG